Diatraea saccharalis (sugarcane borer) is the source of this 4938-nucleotide messenger RNA. Lineage: Eukaryota; Metazoa; Arthropoda; Insecta; Lepidoptera; Crambidae. The record is from the annotation of a GenBank genome assembly.
AUGCAUCAUAUAAACUGCCAGCAGAUUGCCAAUACAAGCGACAGUUGCUUUUGUGCGACAUGUUGUUGUAAAAUUGAUUCAUACUAUCCUUUCCGAACGAUAAGACACGACUCCGAUACUGAUGGAAUACAAUUUAUGAAACCUGUUACAUUUCGAGAAAAAAAACUACUUGACAAAUUGACAAAUACAAGUGCACUUGGCGAGUUCAUAAAACAACCUUUAUCGAAAAGCAGCAUUAGCGUUUGUGCUCAAUGCGUAGCUAAUUCUAAUAGGAAAAGAAAUCCCAAGACUACUAAGAGAAUAAAUCGCGGAGUUAAACACGCAUACAAACACGUUAGAGAACAAAAUAGCCUCCUGAACAAAAUUGACUGUACACCAAACGUUAUGUCAGGCCGUAGCUUUGCAGCCAAACCUAUAAAAUCUGAACCAUGUACUUGUACUGUCCAGAUCAAAAGCAAUUUGAAACGAUACCAACAAGGAAUCGAUAAAAAUGUAUGCUUUAAACAUUCUAAGCCAUUAUUGCAGGAGUUGAUUGAUGUUCCUACACCUGAAAAUAACAUAGUAUGUAAGGGUGAAAGAACUAAAGAAACCAAAAGAUGUAACACGCUACUCAAAAGCCAAUGCACUGUUUAUUCGUCGGUAAGAAGUCAAGAAGAACUAAGAAUUAAACCGUUAAUGCAAACGUAUUAUUGCGGUUCAAAUAACACGAAGACACAGACAAAUAACUUGGAUAUGCUGCACAAAGAAAUAAAAGCACAUUCUCACACCUCAAAGAGUUUUAUUCAGAAUAAGACACGUGACAUACAAAGCUAUACUAAAAAAUCAAUUCCCUCCAAUAAAUCUGUGAAGAGUGUACAUUGGUAUUCAGAAAGAUAUAAAUUAAGAAAUAAACUUCAAGAUUUACAAAACUACUUACCGGGAAGUGAAAGUUCGGUAAAAAUUCUGUCGAACUCUCCAGUAUCACUUAUAUCGAGAAACGCUAUAUCACCAACAAACAAUGAACGAUACUUGAAAUUAGUAGCGAAAAAAAAUUCCAACAAAAAUUUAUCAUCUCAAGAUGUUUUUGGAAUGGACAUUCAAUAUGAGGACUUAUCUACAUAUAGAACUAAUGAUAAGAAACAACAGUACCCCAAAUAUAAGAGCGUUGAAGCAAAAUCAUCAAUAACCUCUGCUACUACAAACAGUAAAAGAAUAAGUCCAAAUUUUAGUUGUACUUCAUUACUUUCCUAUGCGUCUAAGAUGACGGCUUCUAUUAAGAGAUGUUGCCGUACAAAACCGCAUUGUAUGAAACAACGAUAAGACUCAGCGCUUAAUCAACAAAAUAAAUCAGUUAAAUGUCCAGCUACGUGUCCAAGAAUGAAAAAUCAAAAUAAAAGAAAAUAUAUUCAAAGUCCUGUUAUUUUGGAACCAAAGUGUGUAGUAAGUACAUAUAAUAUGUUUAAUCGAGUAAAUACACAAACAGGGAGAUAUACACAGAAUACAGUAAAGUCUUACCCGCGUAAACAUAGUCACCAGUCGCCUCGACAUGUUUCUGAAUGCCAAAAUUCACCCUUUGAACGCUUCUUAAGUCCAUUUAGGACAAAAAAAACAAAUGAAAUAACAAAAGAAGAAAAAAAUAAAGCGAAUCGUUCUAGAAAAUUAGAAAAGAAUGUUUUUAAAAAUAUUGUUGAAUCAUGCAAACAAAAAGAUUCUCGUACUGAGAUGCAGACCAUAUAUCCGUACAUACCAAGUAAAUUUCAAAAAAAUAUGAGCAAAACUGAGCCUGAUUCUAAUGUUAAAUUAACGAAACGGUCAAUCAGUACCACCUUUUCGAAUAAAGACAGUCAUGGUAAACAUAUCCAAGAACAACGUAAUAAAAAUAUAGAACCACUCAAAACCUCGAAACAUAUUCACAAAUAUGCGACAAAAAGUGACUCAUACAUAGACAAAACCCCCACUAAAAGUCGUAAUUUAAAAUCACUAGUGAUAAAUUUAAGUAAUUUUAUGUUUUCCAAUUCAAAAAAUAAAAAACUUCUAUCAAAUAUCAAUACAAAAAAAUAUCAUGGACAAUUUAAUACACCGAUUGGACAUCAGACGGAUAUUAAUAUUAUUAAACACUCUAAGAGUGAUCAACCGUCUAAUUUAUUCUUCAUGGAUGCCUUUAAAACAUCAAAAAGUGUAAGAAAUACUAAUGUGUCUACAAGAGGAAACAUAGGUCGUGAAAAUGAUGCAAAACAAUAUAACUCGUCCCAAUAUAGAGAUGCUGCUGUUAGACAAACAUAUACCAAGAGCGAGUCUGCAUCCAAUUUUAAGAAGUUGAAUCGCCCAAAUAAAAAAGAUUUUUUGAAGAAUCGACAUAAUAAUAAUAAAUAUUUUUACAAUCAAUUUAAUAAAAGUACAAAAAAACUUAAAAUAUCGGAAAAUGAUCACAAAUAUGGGACUAAAAGCGAAUCUAACAUACAUAAACUAGACAAUAAAAAUAAUGUUUUAAAAUCGUUUAUGUCCAGUUUAAGUAACCUCAUGUUUUCUUAUCCGAAAAAUAAAAAAUCUUUACCAAAACUAAGUACCAGUACACAAAAUUAUCGAAGAUGGUUUAAUAAACAUCAGAAAGAUGUCCAUAUCAUAAAAAAUUCAAAAAGUGAACAACCAUCUAAUUUGAAAGAUGAUUCAAAAAUACCAAAACGUUUAAGAAACACAAAUGUUUCUACAGGAACAAAAGUUGCUUAUCAAAACAACAAAGAAAAAUAUAAAAUAGCUCACAAUCAAUAUGAGGAUACUGCUGUUAGACAUUUGCACCCAACGAAUAAACACAAACAAAAAUAUAUGACUGGUUUGAAAACAACUGACUCACAACUUCAGUUCAUAGAUUUUAGUAGGAAAAAAAACGUACCUUAUAUGCAUCAUCAUGUUGUUCAAAUAGCAGCGAAUAAAUCUUCAGUAAAUAGGGGUGCUAAAAGUAGAAAAACAUAUAAAAAGGAAAAACAAAUAAAUACUAAUUAUGGAGUUCGUAACAAAGGGAUCCAAAUACAAAUACAUACAAAUCCAUCAAAAAAUGUUAAAAUGACCAACACUGUUUCGAAUGAUAAAAAAGCCAUUGAUUUUUUGAAAUCAAUAUGUCACAAAAAAAAGCGAGGUAAAAGUAAGGGAUGUUUUUUUAAGAGUCAAAAUAUCGACAAGAUAUGUACGACAAAGGAAAAUAAAGGCAGAAAUAAGGGCUGUAUUGCUAAAUACUCAAGUGAUUAUAGAAGAUAUAGAGAGGACAAAUUAGGCAAAUCAAUAUGUAAGAGGUCGGAGAAAUAUUGUAAACCUGUUCCAUAUGAAGACAUGAAGUGUAUAUCAACAUGUAAAAAAAAUAUCUGUGGAUGGAGACGUGAAAAAAAUAAUUUAAAAACAACUAAUGUCGGCAAUAAUAUAUCUCAUAAACUGAGAAAUAUUUCAAGCGGUGACGCAACCGCUGAUAAAAACCAAACUAUAUCAAAUACAGGAAAAAGGAAUACCGGUGACAUAGGAACUUUAAAAAUGUCUAAAUGGUUUAAAUCAAAUGAUGUUCAUAAAGAAAAUCAUGGAGCCAAACUGAAAAAAAGCAAACAAAGUAAGUAUACUGUGGAUACUCAGCGAAGUAGACAAAUUUCAAUGAAGAAAAAAUUAGAUCAAACUCAGUUACUAAAUCACAAGAAAAAAGGUGUCGACAGCAAUAUACGUACUAAACAAAGGAUUCUUUCGAGCAGUGAUGCAACCAUAAAUAGAUUCCAAACUGUAAACGAAGCAAUAGGAAAGAACUCCAACCAACGAAUAAAACUAAUGUCUAGUAAGAAUGAUAAGGAACUGGAAAAAAAACAGUUAUUGAAUCACAAGACAAAAAGUAUUGGAAGUUAUAUACUAUCUAAACAAAGGCUUCUUUCAAGCGGUGAUGCGACUAUUGAUAAAAUCCAAAUUAUAGACAAACCAAGAAAAAGAAAUGCUAGUCAACAAAGGAACCGAUCAUCUGGUAAUAAAGAGAAGCUACUGAAUAAAAACCAAUUCCCAUAUUACAAAAAGAGAAGUGUUGGCACUAAUAUGCGCUCUAAACAAAAAGAAAUUUGGAGGGGUGACGCAACAUUUAAUGAAAUCCAAACCGUUAAUAAAGUAAGAAAAAGAAACACCAAUAACUUAACAACUUCAACUAUUCCCAAACGGGUUAAAUCAAAUAAAAUGAUUUGUAUUGAGAAACUACUAAAAAUCGAAGCCCUUCGCCAUCUGAAAAGAAUGAAACAACAUAAGGGUACUACGACUAACCAACGCAGGCGACAUAUUUCAAUGAAGGCUGAAAAAGAACUGAAUGAAAAGCAAUUACUAAAAUACAAGAAGAAAGCUGUUGGUUUUAAUGUACGCAUUAAACAAAAAAAUCAAACGUGCGGUGACUCAAAAAAUAAAAAUGCUAAUCACCUAACAGCUGUUAUAAAUUCUCUUUGUCAGGAUUCUAUUUGUUUUAAAGAAUUGAAAAAGUUAAAAGACGCAAGAUUGAAAACUCCAGUUAAUGUUUGUGAUUGCAAUAAAGCUAUGAUAGAUCGAAUUAGAAAAGUUCGUAAUGAGAAACUAAUGAAAAAACAAGAAGCACUCUGCGAUGCGAAAAGAAAACGACAAUAUAAGAACGCUAUAACUUAUUCACGACGAAAAGAAAUUGAAAAGAAGAAGCAGAUGAAACUGGAUAAAAAGCAGUUACGAGAGUAUAAGAAGUACAGUGAUACAUUAUUGCUAGGUGAAUCAGUAUUAGACGCUGCAAAAUUGGGUAUUAGUGCCGGAAAAACUGUGACCAAAUCAGUAACAACAGCUUUUCAGGAUCCUGAGUGUGCAUAUUACAAUCUAAGAAGAGCGUUCAGACAUCCUACUCAUACUCUGCGUGAAAUAAAAUCCGGAAUUAGUAAAAGCGAACUGUUUCCUACUGCUAGAAGAAUAAAAAAUAGGCGUGUGGUGAAAUAA